CCACCACCAUACGGUUUCCAAGCCCAAAUUCGACUCCUGAAACAAGUACCCGCUUCCCCCAUCUUUGCCUAUAAACCACACAUAAAUAAUUCACCUUUUCCAAAUAAAUCAAAAUCCAAUCUUUCUCUUCAAUCCAGGCAUCCCUUUUCACUCAUUCAGGUUCCUUCCUGCCUUUUUCUCCCUGUAUAUAAAUACCACUGUACAACAUAUUUAAGUACUCUCUUCAAGACUCUAGAUUUAAAUCCAAUAAAGUUCAGAUUUUUAUUGAAUUUGGUCCAAGUUCUUACCCUUAAUUUAUCUGAAUUUUGUUGGGUUUUUACUGCGUAUAACUAUAUUAAUAAAAAUCCUUCAUUUUUUGGUUAUCACAAGCUCAUGCCUUCUGGGCUUUAGUUAAUUAUCGAGUCGUGUUUUUUUAAGUUGUUUAAUGCAAUAAUUGUUGAUUUGGGCCAGUGGAUUUUGCACGGUUUUUUGUUUGGAUUAUCCGAUAAUGGAAGUACUUUAAUGGCUAUUAAAUAAAGUUGGGAUAUUUGUGCUGUUUGGUUAUUCUUUCUUUGCCUCUCUUUUUGGUUGGUCUUGGGGAAUAAUCUGUGAGUUCUCUCAAAAGAAGGUUCUUUGUAAUUAAAUAUAGUCUGUAAGAAUAUAUUGUUGUGUGAAUUGGGAGCCUGUUGAGAAAAAGUAGCACUUGGGUUUCUGGAAUCCAAAGCUAGAGUCGUAUAUUAUUAGUCUUGAUAUUGGUUUUUGUGUUCAAAGGAAGGAUUAGUUCGAUUUAAAAAAGCUUUACUUUUUUCUGGAUACUUAAAUAUAUUGAAAUUAAGGUCAGUUUGGUUGGUUUGUGAGGGUUCUGUUGCAUUUAACUGGGCAAGAACUUGAAAAAGGAUUCCAAUUUAGGGGGAAAGAGUGUAAAGUUUGAUAUAUAGGUCAGAUUUGGCUGUGGUUUUCAUCUUCUGUCGUUAAAAAUGGUGGAAUCCUUUGCUACCACAUCCCUUUUGGGAAAUCUUCCGCUGUAUGGAGGCUAUUGUUCCAAGGAUGUUUCAGGCAAACGGAGGGCAAUCGAUAUCAUCAAGUUUCCUCCAAUGGAAUUUCGUUUUAGAAAACUUGUUUCUUCAUCAUCUCUGCCGAGAUUAAAAGCCCAUCGGCAGCUAAUUAAGUGUCAGGCGAUGGAAUUGACUAAAGAGGCAUACGCAUACAGAGAAGAGGGGCAAUCUUAUCAGGAUUUUAGAUACCAGAUUGAUACUGGUGUUGAUAGAAUGCCGGGAUUAUGGCCACCACCUAAUAAGGCAGAUAAUCCUGGCCUUCAAAAUCCAUUGCUUCGACAAGAAAGGAUGGGAUGUGGAUGGCUAGCUGCUAUAUUCGAGUGGGAUGGUGUGCUCAUUGAAGAUAAUCCGGAUCUUGAGAAGCAAGCUUGGUUGGCUCUUUCCGAGGAAGAAGGAAAAUCACCUCCUCCAGCUUUCGUCCUUCGAAGGAUCGAAGGAAUGAAGAAUGAGCAAGCAAUAUCAGAGGUUCUUUGCUGGUCAAGAGAUCCGGUUCAGUUGAAAAGAAUGGCUGGUCGGAAGGAGGAAAUUUAUCAAGCCUUGCAGGGUGGGAUCUACAGUUUCCGACCUGGUUCUCAGGAAUUUGUCAAUAUCUUGAUGCAUUACAAAAUCCCAAUUGCUUUGGUGUCCACCCGACCUAGAAAAAAUUUGGAGACUGCAAUUGGUGCUGUUGGGAUUGAAGAGGUCUUUAAUGUUGUUGUUGCAGCAGAGGAUGUCUAUCGGGGGAAACCAGAUCCAGAGAUGUUUGUGUAUGCAGCACAGCUUUUACAAUACAUACCCGAGCGGUGUAUUGUGUUUGGGAACUCGAAUCAAACUGUGGAGGCUGCACAUGAUGCUCGGAUGAAAUGUGUAGCUGUUGCAAGCAAACAUCCAAUGUAUGAGCUUGGAGCUGCUGACUUGGUUGUUAAACGCCUUGAUGAGCUCUCUGUGGUUGAUUUGAAAAACCUUGCAGACAUCGAGUCAGCUGAGUUUGAGCCAGAGUUAGAGAUGGAACUAGAGGAAGAAGAUGAUCCCCACCCAACCGUUGAUGUUGAUGAUGGUUUCUGGUGACAUCUUCCCAUUGUACAGUAUGUUGUGCUUAAUCUAAUUUAUAAAUUGUGUAUAACUAGGAGAUAAAAAGGAAAGCAAAAUAGAAGUCAAAGGAAUGGAAAAUGUGGUCCACAUUGGACUAGCAUUGAAUAUCUCAUGUAUGUAUUGAUUCCACUAUAUUUCGGAACUCCAUUAUAUGGAUGUUUAAGAUUCAAUAUCUUGCU
Coffea eugenioides is the source of this 2284-nucleotide messenger RNA. Its product is annotated as 5-amino-6-(5-phospho-D-ribitylamino)uracil phosphatase, chloroplastic. The transcript has a single exon. The record is from RefSeq and is a predicted model, not a curated record. Lineage: Eukaryota; Viridiplantae; Streptophyta; Magnoliopsida; Gentianales; Rubiaceae. The coding region runs from base 957 to 2081 and encodes 374 amino acids.